UUGCUUUCUCUUCUUCCACCAAUUUUUCUCUCGUUUUCUUUCCCUCACCUUCUUUCCACCAGAAAGUAGGGCAAAAUUUUCUCGGAAAAAGAAUUAAAAGGCCAUGGACAGCCUCGAAAAUAAAGUGUGUCUGUUCAUGGGCGAUGAAGAACAAUGUUCUGAAAAAUCAGAGCUUGAAAACUUCAAAUCAGAGAAUUUCAUUGACGAAUUGCAGAAUCACCAUGAAGAAAGAGCCUUAUUCUGGGAAUCUCAGGAAGCCAUGCUUCAGGAAAUUAUAGAGAGAUACAACAUGGUAGGUAGGGAAUUAAGAGAAAAGGUGGGAAAAAUAUUGGAAGAGGCUAAGAAGGCCCCACAAAAUAAAUGCAAUUGCAAGAAACCGAACAUGACGACGUCGUUUGGGUGUCCCCACUGUUUAAGAACAUUUGUGGUUUCUGUGCUCUCUCUCAGAGGUUACAAAGCUUCCCUUAGCCACUCCAAAUGGGAUUCCACCAAAAAGGUCCCCGGAGGUUCACAUGAGUACAUAGAAGUGAUGGCAAAAACACAAACAAGAAAGAAGCAAAUGCCAUAUCUGAUUGAAUUGGAGCUAAGGGACCAAUUUCAGAUUGGAAGAGCAGGAGAAGAAUACAAGAACUUGGUGUCGAUGUUGCCAGAAUUCUACGUCGGUAGGCCAGAGUGCUUGACGGCGAUAAUCAGAGUCAUGUGCAGUGUUGCAAAGAGGUCAAUGAAGGAGAAGAAUAUCCACAUGGGUCCAUGGAGGAAGAGAAGCUUCAUGCAAAUGAAGUGGUCAGGUCUGAACAACAACACCACCACUACUUGGACUUCUCCUUCACUUCCCACUUCAUUCCACUUCAUGCAAGCAACUAGUAACAAAGCCUGCAAAAUUAGGGUUUCUGGAGCUCAUACUGUGGUAGUCACCUAAUUGAGUGAUUAAUUUUAAUGAGGGAAAUUUGUUUUUGGUUAUUACCUCUAGUAAUUAAAUGGAAAUAUUACAAAUAAGGGCCUGUGAAAAUUAGUAAUAACCAUUGAAGAUCAUAAAAUUUUGAAAUUGAAUUUAAGUAUCAGGGUCUUUUUUGCUGUAGUUUGCAAGUUUAAGUGCCUAAAUGUGCAUUUCAUGGUCUUGAAAUUCAAUUUUAACAUUUUGUGAUCCUAAAUGAUUAUAACUUUCGUAGGUCCUUAAUUGCAAUUUUUCCUAAUUAAAUUUGGAUUCAUGGUAGUUUGUGUAGAUUUUCAAUCCAAUUUUGAUAUUAAACAAAAUUUAUAUUGUUUAUUUUGAUCUGUAGCAUGAUGCGAGAUCAAAACAGGCAAUAGAAAUCUUUUCAACAAAAUUGAACUGAAAACUCACAAAUCACACUGAAUCCGUCACAUCUCUAUGGCUAUGUCUUUCAUUUUUAUAGCAUAGAUUUUAUAAUCUAAUUUUAGGCUGAAGGCGUCUUAGUUAUACAUAAAUAGGACAAUUUUGGUGGCUAAUUGAGUUAUAUAUUUGAUGAUUUAGUUACUCUGCAUUGGGUGAGGCUAAAGUAAAUUGUGUAGUUUAUUAGGUUAUAAUAUUGUGCUGUUGAAAUAGAACAAUACAAAAGAAGAGAUAUUGAUAUUCAAUCACUAUAUAUGUAUUGGACUUCUGUUUGUUUGGUUUU
Molecule: messenger RNA, 1634 nt
Organism: Prosopis cineraria
Lineage: Eukaryota; Viridiplantae; Streptophyta; Magnoliopsida; Fabales; Fabaceae
Exons: 3
Coding region: 104-919 (271 amino acids)
Source: RefSeq, a predicted model, not a curated record